UGCGCACAACACGAGCAACAGCAUACAGCACAUAUGCACCAGAAAACGUCGCAUUCUCAGUGUGUUCUGCUGAUUUAAUGUCGGAAAUGUGUGUUAGACGCACUAAACUAAUUCAGUCUUUCAUUUGAUGCCGGUUCGAUGUCUUUUGCGUCCUUAAAUCCAGAUUAAACCUCCGGCUCAUCGUCAUCAUCACAGUAGAUUACAGUAAUGCUCCAGAACUCAUGAUCAGAAUGUGGAUUCAUAGACUUUGAGUCUUUUCCGAAAGCUGGACCACACAAGGACCACGGCUUUAGGGUUGUCUGACUCUCACUAAAUGAAUAGAGAUUCUCCUUUGCAUAUCUCAGAUCAACCCACUCUGGUUCAUGUAUUGUGGAUUAUUCUUCUGAAGUGAAGAGGAGUUACUUCUGUGACCAUGAUUACUGCCAGAGCUGGAAUACUAGAGACUAAUCUCGUUUAUUUGGGCAAACUCAAUUACUGUGACGAAUCCCUCAUGUGAAUGGAACAGCCUGCAAUUCAUUUUGCUGCAGGACUUGUGUAGAACUCAACAACGCUCUGUGCAGUUUAGAUUGUGUAUUCACAAGAAAACACAAUUACUGGUUUCCAAGACAGAUGUAUCAGAAAAAUUCAGCCCAUCUUUGAAAACACAAUGUCUUUCCACUAAGGAGCAGUAUCUCUUUUAUAUUUAGAUAAAACCCCAUUGUGCCUCCUGCUGGUGUGGAGUUGAUAUGGCUCGACCCGGCUCUGGUGUUCUGGUGUCGAUGGGGGCGGGACUGGGCUAUUCGUCUCAGAGCAUGGCCCGUGUGGUGGUCUGGGAAUGGUUGAAUGAACACAGUCACUGGAGGCCGUACAGCGCCGCCAUCUGUCAUCACAUCGAAAACAUUCUAAAGGGCGACGCGAGAGGAACCGUCAUACUGGGGCAAGUGGAUCCACAGCUGGCGCCCUACGUGAUAGACCUGCAGUCCAUGCAUCAGUUCAGACAGGACACAGGCAUGAUGCGACCCGUGCAGCGCAAUUUCUACGACCCAUCGUCUGCGCCGGGCAAGGGCAUCGUAUGGGAGUGGGAAAACGAUUGUGGAUCUUGGACGGCAUAUGACAUGGAAUUGUGCGUUAGCAUCCAGAAUGCAUACGAGAAGCAGCACCCGUGGCUCGACCUGAGCUCGCUCGGCUUCAGCUAUCUGGUAGACUUUGACGGAAUGUCGCAGACCAACCGGCAGAGCCAGAGAAAACGACGAAUCCGCAGGCGAAUGGACCUCGCAUACCCACUCAUCGCUGGAUCCAUCCCUAAAUCGCAGUCCUGGCCUGUGGGCACCAACUCGGGCACCCCUUGCACGUGCCAGCAAUGUCUGCUGGUGCACAGCACACGAGUGGCAUCCAAUGCCAUACUGGCCCUGCAGCAGAGGAGGAAGUUGUACGGGACGGAGGGUGGAGCCAAUCAGGACACCGCUGCCGUGAGACAGAGCAACACCUUCGCUGGCACUUCCCUCUGUUCGCCAACGACGACUGUUGCCAGAGGUCACCAUAACAACAUAUCAAUAGGUGGAGGAGGGGGUGGGAAAGUUGAGAUGAAUGGGGUAAAUUUCCCACGCAUCCCUGCUCUGGUCACCCUGCCAGCCAAGCAUGCACUUACUAUUAACGGACAGAAUAAUCUGAACCGCCCAGGAAUGCAACGCAUCACGGUGACACCGAGCCGAGGAACCAUCCCACCUGGGGUGCCUGCACUUCCUGUGAAAAAUCUCACAGGGUCUGGACCGGUCCACCCGGCGUUUGCAGGAAUGACAGGUAUCCUCAUGUGUGCCGCGGGACUCCCCGUGUGUUUGACCCGGGCUCCUAAACCCAUCCUGCAUCCGCCACCCGUCAGUAAGAGUGACCUGAAACCCGUGCCGGGAAUCAAUGGCAUCUGCCGCAAGACCAAGAAAAAACACCUUCGUAAGGGUAAAAACCCAGAGGAUGUGGUCCAACGCUACACAGAGAAAAUCAAAUCGGCUCCAGAUGAGGACUGCACCAUCUGUAUGGAGAGACUUGCCGCAGCAUCCGGAUAUGAUGGAGUUCUGACUUAUAAAGGCAUCAAGUCGGAGCUGAUCGGCAAGCUGGGCAAGUGUGGCCACAUUUACCAUCUUCUGUGUCUCAUCGCCAUGUACAGCAACGGCAAUAAAGAUGGCAGUCUGCAGUGUCCCACCUGUAAGGCCAUCUAUGGUGAGAAGACAGGCACACAGCCUCCUGGGAAGAUGGAAUACCACAUUAUUCCUCACUGUUUACCUGGAUACUCCGAUACCAAGACUAUACGCAUCGUCUAUGACAUUCCCGCUGGAAUACAGAUGAAGGAGCAUCCCAAUCCAGGAAAGAAGUUCAGUGCACGCGGGUUUCCACGUCACUGCUACCUGCCUGACAACGAGAAAGGCCGAAAGGUGUUGAAGUUGCUGAUCACAGCGUGGGAUCGUCGUUUGAUCUUCACCAUCGGGACGUCCAGCACCACCAGCGAGACCGACACAGUCGUGUGGAACGAGAUCCAUCAUAAAACCGAGUUCGGCUCCAACCUCACGGGCCAUGGUUACCCCGACCCAAACUACCUGGACAAUGCCAUGAGGGAACUGGCUGCUCAGGGUGUGGGCGAAGACAACCUGAAGGACUGAGGCGUCGUUCUGGCAACAACAGCACACACACAUUCUGCCCUCGUCUGAGGAGUUUUUGACCACCGAGUGACCUUUGACCUUUCUCCAGCGGCUUUAACGGAGAAUGAAGGUCCCCGCUGACCCAGAGCUGGACCGUGAGCUGAGGAAAGAAAGAAAACUCUUUCUGAUUCGCUGUCUUUGCUUUCUCUCUUUCUUUGAUGGCUACCCAGAAUCCUUCUGGCCGUUGACCAGUGCAUGAGGUAGAUUUAUGCACACACACAUAAUGAGGCUUUUCAAUUGACGUGAUAUGGGUUUUCAAAGACCGAUGCCUCUAGAGAGCAGAGUAGCUGUUAUAACGCCCCUUUAGAUAGAAUACAGAUUAAUGACAGAGUUCAUUGCACUCGUUUCGACCACUUUAAAUUUAGUUACCGAUAUAGUAACUCAUAAGAAGUCAUAAACCAAGAUGUUGUAAUAACAGAAUCGAUUUAGUUAAUUGUACACAAUUUUUACAGAAAAUUAGCUUGUUAAUGACACACUUAUUUGUUGAUGCAUAUAUGGGUGUGUCUGACAUAUCUGUUACUCUAACGGACAACAUGGAGAACUUUUGUUUCCAUGGUGAUUGUUUUCGAGGUUUUGUUCAAGAGCAUCAAUAGUUCUAGAUCACUCUCAAACAAGAAAGGGAUAUUUUCAUGAUGUUUCGUGCCUGAAUCUUUUGACCCAUUCAGAGCGAGAGUAUGUAUCGUGCUUAGUGUGUAACUAAUUAUAGGAGAAAGACUUUCGUUUUUGGUGUCUUUUAGAUUGAAUCAGUACGCAGCUGUUUUGGGGCUGUUUUUGCAGCGGCUGCAUAAAAUAUCUGCACUUCAAAGCGUUCAGAUCUUCGGCUCUUGUGCUACUUUUGAUCAUCAGACCAAUUAGUGGAUUUCAGAGGAAUCGCUUAUUUUCUGAUGAGGUGUAAUGAGGAAUCUUCUGUAGCUACAUUUCAGCUCAUUCGUGUUUCGAAUGAAUUCUAUGAUUAGGAUGUCUUCUUGAAAUAUGCAAUGAUUUAUAUUCUUUAUCGCUUUGUUUCUCUUUUGUGUCAUUGAUCAGACAGUGUCGGUUUCUGAUAGCAAACGUUCUUUCCGUUCAGAAGAACCGGUUCCUUUGUAGUUCAUUGGCUAUGUUCGGAUUGGAAUACUAGUGUACUACACACUGAAUACUGUGCUGUAUGCUGUAAAAAAAUAGUAAGUAAAACUGUAUGCAUUAUGCAAUUAUAAAUGUUUUAAACCAUAGAAUGCUACAUUGUUGUCACAUGAUGUUAUCAUGUUGCAUGUAAGUGGCAUCCAGUUAUCAUUUUGGGUGAAUUUAACGUUCAGUUUUGUGCUCAAAUGUCUUUUAUCUGUUUGAUCAAAUAAUGAGUCCAAAUUCCAGUUCAUGUGUCACUGGAAAUUGAAGGUAAAGUUGAGCACAUUGCAUUGUGUGAUACAACAGUGUGAUCUGUUGUAUGCUGUAUAUGUGUCAUCUGGGUAUUCCAUGCAUACAGACUAUUUGCAUACUGUGCACCGUAUAUACAUUGCAAAACAUACUUUUCUUAAUCAGUAUUUUUGUCUUGUUUUCCAGUAAUAUUUCUAAACAUCCUUAAAACAAGCUAAAAUUUACUUGAGAAGCUGAUUUGCAUGAGAUCUUAAGAAGAUAUAUCUUCAGUUGACUUUUUUUCUUUCUCUCACCUCCUUGGCAAAUUUCAUAAAAUCUGAUAAAAUGUUAUAAGAUUUAUGCUUAAAAAACGAUUCGCCAAUGGGUUAAGAAAAACACAUUUACAAGUGUCUUAAUAGCUUACACAAUUGACCUUUUUAAAGGAAUAUUCCGGGUUCAAUACAGGUGAAGCUCAGUCGACAGCAUUUGUGACAUAAUGUUGAUUACCACAAAAAAUUAAU
This is a messenger RNA of Myxocyprinus asiaticus (Chinese sucker), 4519 nucleotides long. Its product is annotated as E3 ubiquitin-protein ligase DTX1-like. Gene Ontology annotation, biological process: protein ubiquitination; Notch signaling pathway. The record is from RefSeq and is a predicted model, not a curated record. Bases 726 to 2630 code for a protein of 634 amino acids. Lineage: Eukaryota; Metazoa; Chordata; Actinopteri; Cypriniformes; Catostomidae. Gene Ontology annotation, molecular function: ubiquitin protein ligase activity; zinc ion binding. The transcript is spliced from 10 exons. Gene Ontology annotation, cellular component: nucleoplasm.